CGAAUUCACGGUCGAUUGGGAGGAGCUGGAAUUGAAGAUCACGAGGAAGACGAAGAUGCUUCUUAUGAACACACCAUUCAACCCAGUGGGAAAGGUGUAUACAAAGGCGGAGAUGAAGAAGAUUGCCGACAUCUGUAUUCGCCACAAUCUCAUUUGCUUAUCUGACGAAGUCUACGAGUUCCUCGUGUUUCCACCUCACAAGCACUACAAGAUUGCCUCUUUCCCUGGCAUGUGGGAGCGCACGAUAACCAUCGGCAGUGCCGGCAAGGUGUUCGGUGUGACGGGUUGGAAGAUCGGGUGGACGAUUGGACCGGCGCCAUUCAUCAAUGCGAUGCAGUUGAUUCAGCAGAACACCACCUACGCGUUUUGCACGCCUCUGCAGGAGGCCCUCGCCCAGACCAUUGAGGAGAUCCUUCCCGACAUGAACACCAAGGACUGCUUAUUCCGUAAACUGUCUGUUGUGCUGGCAGAGAAGCGAGACCGCAUUGCGAACGCACUGGCGUCAGUCGGAAUGUGGCCAGUCGUCCCACAGGGCGGCUUCUUCAUGCUUGCCAACAUCUCCAAUGGACCGAAGAGAGAGAAGGACGACAAGCGGCCCUACGACGUCAUAUUCAACGAAUGGAUGAUGAAGAACAAGGGCAUUGCUGGCGCCCCACUUUCAGCCUUCUUUAACGAUGCGAAUAGCUCCUUCGGAGAUGACUACCUUCGUUUGUGUAUCGUCAAAGACGACUCCACCAUUGAGAGGGUGUUGGAGUGCUUCAAGAAGUGGUGA
Molecule: messenger RNA, 772 nt
Organism: Mesocestoides corti
Lineage: Eukaryota; Metazoa; Platyhelminthes; Cestoda; Cyclophyllidea; Mesocestoididae
Source: the annotation of a GenBank genome assembly